This is a messenger RNA of Apis florea (little honeybee), 2877 nucleotides long. Its product is annotated as lymphoid-specific helicase. Gene Ontology annotation, molecular function: ATP binding; chromatin binding. Gene Ontology annotation, biological process: pericentric heterochromatin formation; negative regulation of gene expression via chromosomal CpG island methylation; lymphocyte proliferation. Gene Ontology annotation, cellular component: pericentric heterochromatin; nucleus. Lineage: Eukaryota; Metazoa; Arthropoda; Insecta; Hymenoptera; Apidae. The record is from RefSeq and is a predicted model, not a curated record.
CAUGCGAUAAAACUUUUGUAAAUAAGAUUUUUUCAUAUUAUCUCUAAAACUAACGGUGAAUUUAAAAUGGUGAAUGUUAUUGGUCCAAGUCGAUCAAGUUAAUAAUUUAGCGGGAUUUGCUAUUUACACGUGAAAUAUUCACAUUUGUUUCUGCGAAUUUUUUUAAUUUCAAGUUCCAUUAUUAUUUAUUAAAUAGUUAUUUAUCAAAUGGAAGAUAAUAAUUGUGAUACAAAAAAUGAUAUUUCGAAUGGUACGAUUUUGGUUACAGACAAUUCAAAAAUCAUUGUGGAUAAUGUAAAAUUUAACAAUGAACCCUUAGAAACUUCUAUAAUAAAUGAAAAGAAGAGAAAAUUACAGGAAAAAGCUAAAAAUAGACAAUUAGCAGAAGAGAAAUAUAAUCUUGAAGUUCAAGAACAACAAUAUAAACGAUUAAUGCAUUUGUUAAGUAGAAGCAAAUUUUAUGCUUCAUAUAUUGUUAAUAAAAUUGACAACAGUUUAGAGAAAGAUAUUAAUAAAGCUAAUAAAGCCAUAAAAAGAGAUAUAAAAAAAGUAAAUUCUAUAGAUGAAAAUAAAUUACCUCAGGAAAAAGAAAAGAAAAAAAAUCGUAAUUUAGGAAAUUAUAUAUCCAAAAAUGUACAAGAAAAAAUAAAUAUAAAUAAAAAUAAUUUGAAUUUAAGUAUAGAAGAGAUUGAAAAUGAAUUAAUCAAUGACUCUGAAGGAAUAGAAGAUGCUGAUAAUAUUAUUCUUGAAACACCAAAAUAUUUUAAUGGAGAUUUACGAGAUUAUCAAAAAGAAGGACUCAGAUGGCUGAAAAUUCUUUAUGAAAAUGGUUUAAAUGGAAUCUUAGCUGAUGAAAUGGGUCUUGGAAAAACAAUUCAAGUUAUAGCUUUAUUAUGUCAUCUUAUUGAAAAAAAACAAGAUGGACCAUAUUUAUUAGUAGCUCCUCUUUCAACUAUACCAAAUUGGGCAUUAGAAUUUGAAAGAUUUGCACCAAAAUUACCUAUUGUAAUAUUUCAUGGAACACCAGAAGAAAAAAUGAUAUUAAAGAAAAAAUUACAAAAAUAUAAAAUUACAGAAAGUUAUAGUAUAUUACCAAUUGUGCUUACUAGUUUUGAAGUGCCAUUAUUUGAGAAUAAUUUUAUUAAAUCUUUAAGUUGGAGAUAUAUAAUAGUAGAUGAAGGACAUAGAAUUAAAAAUCAUGAAUGUCAACUCAUUAAGCUCUUGAAGUCUUGUAAGUCUAUGAACAGACUUUUAUUAACAGGCACACCAUUACAAAAUAAUUUAGCAGAAUUGUGGUCAUUAUUAAAUUUUUUAUUACCAGAAAUUUUUGAUGACUUAGCUGUGUUUGAAUCAUGGUUUAAUGCAAAAGAACAUCAGGGUGACGAAGGUGCUAAAAAAUUCUUAAAAUUAGAAGAAGAAAAACGUGUAUUAUCAUCAUUACGUGAAAUAUUACAACCAUUUAUGUUAAGACGUGAAAAAAGUGAUGUUUGUUUAGAAGUACCACCAAAAAAGCAAUUAGUUGUUUAUGCUCCUUUGACAGAAUUGCAACACAGUUUAUAUAAAGCAGUAUUAAAUCAUGAUAUAGAUCAGUUAAGUAAAAUUGAAGAAGAACCAAUUAUAUAUACAGAAGAUGGUAACAGACCUAAAAGAAAAUGUGUUUUAAGAAAUAUGAGCAAUAUUAUGAACUCUAACUUUGAAAGUAAAAUAUUAUCAAAUAAUUCAUUUCAAAGUGAUGAAGAUAUAAACGACGAAGAAAAUACAAAAUCUUGGAAAGAAAUAAGAUCUGGAAAUAAAAAAGAUUUAUCAAUGUGGAAAAAAUAUACUGAUGUUACAGAACGAAAUCGAGAUUUUUUAAUUAAUGUUAAGACUCGCAAUCAUUUUUUAUAUAAAAAAAUUGUAAAUCAUCCAUAUUUAAUACAUUGUCCAUUAGGCCCAGAUGGCUUGCCAAAAAUAGAUGAAGAGUUAGUUACAUCAUCUGGUAAGCUUCUGGUCUUAGAUGCAAUGCUUGCAAGACUUAAAAAACAAGGUCAUAAAGUUUUAUUAUUUUCUACCAUGACAAUGAUAUUGGAUGUUAUUGAAGAUUAUCUUUCAUUACGUGAUUUUAAAUAUGUCAGACUAGAUGGCUCUACUAAACUCUCAGUCCGAAAAGAAAAUAUUCAAAAUUUCAAUACAAAUCCUGAAAUAUUUUUAUUUCUUAUAUCUACAAGAGCAGGUGGUGUUGGAUUAAAUCUUAUUGGAGCAGAUACUGUUAUCAUAUAUGAUUCUGAUUGGAAUCCUCAAAUGGAUAUACAAGCUAUGGCACGUUGCCAUAGAAUAGGACAGACACGUCCAGUAAUGAUAUAUAAAUUAUGUACCAAAGGAACUAUUGAUGAAGUAAUUAUUAAUCGCGCUGAAGCAAAACGUCUUUUAGAAAAAGUGGUAAUUUCUAAAUGUGUUCAAGGAAUAAAUAUUAAUAGCAAAACAGAUUUGUUGAAGUUGCAAAAACUUUUACAAUCAAAAGAAUGUCAAAUAGUUGUAUCAAAAAAUGAAGUUUUUACAGAAAAAGAACUUAACAAUCUCUUAGAUAGAUCCGAAUUAUAUAAGAAACAAACAGAAUCCUAAAUAUAUAUCUCAAUUUUUUUCCUAAAAAAUAGUAUUAUACAAAUAAUAUAAGUAUUUCUUCUAGUUUUAUAUUAUUUUAAUUACUACAUAAUAUUUAUUUUUGUAUCAUUUAUUCUAAGAUUUAUUUAAUUUUGUAACAAAAUCUUAAAUAAAGAUUGAAAAAUAUUAUAUAUAUUUUUAUCAAUUGUAUAUCUUAAUAAUUAUUAUAGAGAUAUAUAUAUUUUUAAUUAAUUUUAUAAAUAAAUUUUAGAAAUAAGUUAAAUAAAUUAAUUUUAG